Messenger RNA from Bicyclus anynana (squinting bush brown), 1856 nucleotides. Its product is annotated as epidermal retinol dehydrogenase 2. Gene Ontology annotation, cellular component: lipid droplet. The transcript has 7 exons. The record is from RefSeq and is a predicted model, not a curated record. The coding region runs from base 160 to 1125 and encodes 321 amino acids. NCBI's taxonomy places the organism in Eukaryota, Metazoa, Arthropoda, Insecta, Lepidoptera, Nymphalidae. Gene Ontology annotation, molecular function: oxidoreductase activity, acting on the CH-OH group of donors, NAD or NADP as acceptor.
AAUGAUGAAUACCGUUACUGGAGAAAGCUACGUAGAGAAACAGCGACUCGUAAACUGCGGGCAGUAGUAGGUCGACCGGCGCGUACGCAGCGCCUGGCAGCGAUACGCAGUGAACUUGGAUAUUUCUUACGGAUUACGAGAUUUAUUAAAGCGACAACAAUGUUGGAAGGCACGAAGAUAAACACGCCAUCACAAGUAUCAAGCAUAUUUGACAUUGCCAAAGACACAGUUCUAUUUCUCGUGUUAUCAUGUUACUACAUACUGGAGUCACUGUUCUGGACACUAGUACCGAACGUACUGAGGCCAAUGAAAAGUCUGAAUGGAGAUAUAAUUCUAAUCACUGGAGGCGGCGGAGGAGUUGGCAGGCAGUUGGCCAUCAAGUUGGCAAGACUUGGUGCCAAGGUGGUUUUGUGGGACAUAAAUAAAGAAGCACUAAAAAAGACAUGCUCUGCUCUCAGAGAUGAAGGUUACGAGGUGUACAGCUAUGUCGUAGACUUGGCCGAUAGAACUGCUGUGUACAGCACUGCGCAGAAAGUCAAAAUAGAGGUGGGAAAAGUGGACAUCCUCAUAAACAACGCUGGAAUUGUCUUUGGUGAAACCUUCCUGGAUCUAAAUGAUGCGGCCAUUGAAACUACAUACAAAGUUAACAUAAUAUCUCAUUAUUGGACAGUGAAAGCCUUUCUCCCCGACAUGAUAAGCUCCGGCAAAGGUCACAUAGUGACAGUGGGUUCUGUCGCCGGUCUUCUCGGCACCUAUCGCUGUACAGACUACAGCGCCACCAAGUUCGCCACCGUUGGCUUCCACGAGAGCCUGUUUACGGAGCUACGGGCUCAUGGUCACAAUACAAUCCACGCGACCCUGGUUUGCCCGUACUACAUCAACACGGGCAUGUUCGACGGGGUGACGCCGCGCCUCAUGCCGAUGUUGGAGCCCGACUACGUGGCCGAGACCAUGAUAGACUCGAUCCGCAAGAACGAGGUCAACUGCAUCAUGCCCGGCUCCGUUAGAUACUUGCUGCCUCUUAAGUGUUUACUCCCAGCAAAAAUGUGCUGGGACCUAAUGCACAGGGUGAUGAAAGGGCCGCAGUCAAUGAUGGAGCUCAAAAAGAAACCCGCCGUAGUGUGAAAAAUAUUUCACGUUGGUAGCAUACCAUAAAAUAUUUACUUAUAUCUAAGUACCUAUUAACAUUUUUGUAUGUUGGAACAUUGGUACAGACUAAAUUAUUUUUUUACAAUAUUGUCAGUAACAUUGAUCACUUAUAAAACUAUACUAAAAAGUAAGUGUUUUAUUAUUUAUAAUGUAGGGAUUUUAGAAUUUGAAUUUCAAAACAAGAGACUUUAAUUUAUUUUUACUUUAACUUUUACUGAUUAAAAGAUACUUUUGAUUGAAAUUAUCGAUCAUUACUAUUACUGGUACGGUGCCGUGGUCAGAUUUAUUUCUCCAAGUUAGAAAUAUAUACUCAGAGGCACAAUUGUCCUUUAAUAUACUCGUGUCAUAUUAAAGUGGGCGGAUAAUUGUGCCUCUGAGUAUAGCUACAUAAAUAUCAAUAAAACAGUGCUUACAUCAAGAAGAGAAACCUUGAGAACUUUCUCAAGGCACACUGGAGUAUGAGAUUAUUUUACGAAGGAGUGCAAGAGUAAAAAUUAGUAAAUAAUUUUGAGGCGUAGACUACCACCAAAUCGAACGCCAAAAAUAAUUUGGUAAACCAAUUAGACUUUUAUCAACCAUCUUUAAAAAAAAACACAUUAUUUUUAAAAGUACCUUCUUAUUAUGUAAAUAGCAGCUAUCUAGAAGACUGAAGACUAUAUCUAUGUAGAUAUUAUGUUUUUUAACAAAUAAACCAAUUUUAAAAAGAA